Solea senegalensis (Senegalese sole) is the source of this 1481-nucleotide messenger RNA. It is a transcript of the gene rrp36, whose product is annotated as ribosomal RNA processing 36. Gene Ontology annotation, biological process: maturation of SSU-rRNA from tricistronic rRNA transcript (SSU-rRNA, 5.8S rRNA, LSU-rRNA). The record is from RefSeq and is a predicted model, not a curated record. Gene Ontology annotation, cellular component: 90S preribosome; nucleolus. The coding region runs from base 125 to 1114 and encodes 329 amino acids. Lineage: Eukaryota; Metazoa; Chordata; Actinopteri; Pleuronectiformes; Soleidae. The transcript is spliced from 8 exons.
AAGUGCUUUGUUUAUUACUAUCUAACAGUGACGCUUGCAGUGAUGGCCACACGUGGAUAAUGGAGCUCUGCACAAACACGACUUAAACUAUAACUGGAUAUUCAGCUGAGUCACAAGAAACAAGAUGAAGGUGAAAGAGAAGCAAAAGCUGACGAGGAUGAUGAGCAGCAGCGACGACGAAGACUCUGACGUGGAGAAGAACUUUGCUCUGCUCACAGAGAGAAGAGGAGGAGAGGGCGAGGAAGGUGAUGAGAACAACAGAGACGAAGAAGAGGAGGAGGAGGAAGGUCCUGAUGGUGCGGAAGAAGAAGAAGAAGAAGAAGAAAAAGUGGGAGAGGCUGAGGGAGAAGAAAUAGAGGAGGAUGACAACGAUGAAGAAGACCACGACGACGAUGAUGACAGUGAUGAAGAUCCAGAGGCUGUAGGGGGCAGCAGUGAGAUCCAGACCAGAGAAGACUUGAAAAAAGAAUUGUCCACCAUGUCUUUCGAGGACAUCAUGAAGCUGCAGAAACAAGUCGGAACUAAAGUUUACAAUAAGGUCGCGUAUGGCGACGACGACAAGAGACGGGCGUCGGGCAAGAAGAAACGUCGGAACAAGAACAGACCAAUGGAAAUCUCAGCAAAGAAACCAGCGCCUUUUCUACGUCAGGUCAUUCCUGUGAGGAAACCGACAUUGAGAGAUCCUCGCUUUGACGACCUGUCGGGAGAAUACAAGCCUGAGAUUUUUGAGAAGACGUACAAAUUCAUCGACGACAUCAAACACGGAGAGAAAGAGGAAGUGCGACGUCAGCUGAAGAAGACGAAGACGAGCGGAGAGAAGAAAGAGAAGCUGCAGUUUCUCCUGAAGAGGAUGGAGAACCAGGAGCGAGCGAGGACAAGUCGAGAGCAGCAGAGAGAGCGAGAGCUUCAGCUGAAGAAGCAGCAGAGAGAACGAGCCAAUCACGGAGCUCGACCUUUCUUCCUCAAGAAAUCUGAUAAGAAGAAACUUGAGUUGGCAGAAAAAUACCAGGAUCUGAAAAAGAGCGGGAAACUGGAGACGUUCCUGAGUAAGAAGAGGAAGAGGAACGCCGGGAAAGAUCGCAGGAAGCUGCCACCCAACCACGAGACUUUGUGAGACUUUGCGUUCACUGACCAACAGACAAACAAAAAAAUUAAAAGCCUGACUUCUGACAAACAAACCUCUGUGAGGUUCUGUAAUGACACACAUUCACCUGCAGGUGGAGCUAAGUGAAGUGUGUCACAUUUUCAGACAUGAAAAGAAAGAGUUGAAAUAUUUUCCCUCAACAUUUUCUUUUAUUGAAUCCAAGUUUUUUAAGAUUAAUGACUUAAAAACUCUGUGGUGCGUUCAGUGACACUGGGACAUUUGGACUUCAGGACAAACAUGAAUGGGAGUGCCUCAUCUGCACAGACACCAGAGCGUCCAUGAACGCAGCACAAACACUGCUUUAUUGUUGUUGUUUAAUAAACUUGUAUAAGUGGAA